AGGAUUUCCAUUUCAGUUCGUGGAACAAAGUUAAAGUACGUCAGAAGCUGAAAAGAUCGAUUGUUGCUUCAUGUACACCACCACCGGCACAAUCUGCAUGAUGCUGAUAUCAUCUACCGUAUGUUGAAAGUAGCACGUGAAGAAGAACAAAAUGAGUGGCGCAACCUCUUCGAGGAAACUCCAGUUGCACCCGCUCGUCCUUCUGAACAUUGCGGACCAGACUACGAGGCUUCAGCAGGCCAAGGUCGAGCAUCAAGCACAGUUGUCUCGUCCGCCAGUCGCCAUUGCUGCGCUGCUCGGCCAAUUUACGGACGACAACAAGGCGCAUUUGUACAAUUCUUUCGAACUGAAAUUUAACACGGAAACGGAGACGGACCCAGACGCGGACCCGACCCAGCUCGAUCGGAAGUUUUUCGAUGAACGGUUAAAGCAGUAUGCGGAGGUGUUUCCCUAUCGCGAGAAAAAAGUGUUACAGUUACACAUUGUCUUGCAGGCCAAGCAAGACAGACAGGCUCUGUCAUGCCGGAUAUGCAUAAGAGCCUCGUUUCGUAGGUGUUUUCCCCUAGGAUUUCUGCAUUACAGGUUUUCUCUCUCAUGCAGGGACAUUUGUGUUGCUGAAUUGCCUACAAAUGUGUAACUGUAGUAACACUUUUUUCUCACGAUAUUCCCAGUUUGGAGUUUCUUGGGCUCUACGUUUGCUGUGCUGGGAAGGAAGUGUUUCAGCUGAGUAUCCCGAUGAUAAAAUCUUUCCUUGCCGGGUUGUCUGCGGAAUACCUACUGCAUGUCGACUGUCACAUACGGAAGAGCAGUGGUAGUUCUUUAGCAUCUGCUGGUUCCAGCAAUGGGAGUGUAGCAUCCUCUGCUUUAUCUGCCGUUGUUGGCGAGGACGUGAUUACAUUCGGGCUGAAAGACAUCCACGUCUACGAAAAGAGCGCAGGAACGACCGGAGUCGGGGCGGUCUGGGAAGUGUCGCAAGAAAGGUUUGCAGCUUUUAGCUUGUGUUGACCUGUCAACAUGAUUCGAUUGUCCCUUUUACUACUAGUAGGUACUUCGAUGUACUAGAAUAGAUACUUCUUCUGGGAGUUGUAUGGUGCAGUUCUUUAUUUUUCAUUUUGACCUUAUUUCAUCCGGCAAGCAUGUCGACGUCCGUCCAACACUGCAAAUAAAGGUUUGACGUCGCUUCCACGGAGGUAGAGCGCAUCACGACCCAGCAGCUUGCCACAGGCGGCGAUGGUGAGGGUCUGGCGCAGUAUGCGAACCACAAGAAGGCCCUUCUCCGAAGCACGACGAUGCUCCGCGACCGGAUAGACCUGCUCCUCGGGUUUCUGCACGCACAGCAAUCCAUAGACAGUACUACACCAAGGUCCCCCGAAGACGAGCAGACACUGCGCGAAAUCGCCCUUCUCUGCGCGCAGUUACAGCGGGACAAGGUGAGUGGCUCGGGUGCAGAAGUAGGAGAAGCUAGUUCUUCGGUGAAAACGACUAGAAGAACGACUCCAGAGUCGACAACACCUUUCGAUCCGUACUUCCGGCAAUCGCAGCUUUUUCGGGAGGCAGAGGCCGCGACCGUUGCGACGGAACUGACGCGAGUGGUGGCGACGAUGUCAGAGCUGGUGGACCUGCAAGGAAACAGUACUAGAGAUCACCAAAGUGACUUGCCGUCUGCUGGUGGCGCGAGGAAAAAACGCACGCCUGGAGGGGGCGUGCUUGGACAAGUUGCUGGGGUUAGAAACUGAUGAGGCAGGAGGUUUUCAUAGUACUGUGCUUGCAACUGUGGUGACUACUUAUUAUAGCACAAUCACACUUCAUUUCUCCAUUUCCAUGCGGCUUUGACAUUGAAUCCAGUGAAGAUGUUCUAC
This is a messenger RNA of Amoebophrya sp. A120, 1859 nucleotides long. Lineage: Eukaryota; Dinophyceae; Syndiniales; Amoebophryaceae. The record is from the annotation of a GenBank genome assembly.